This is a messenger RNA of Effrenium voratum, 1607 nucleotides long. The record is from the annotation of a GenBank genome assembly. Lineage: Eukaryota; Dinophyceae; Suessiales; Symbiodiniaceae.
GUCGAGUCUUGAGACGCACAGCUUCGCACGCGCAGAGCCAUCCGGCCAUGGAUCAUGGUGCAUAUACCCCAGUUGGGGAGAGAGAUAAUUCCUGCAGAGCGAACUCUCAGAGGUUCGUUCUGGUGCUUUGCUGCGUGGGGACCUUCCUUUUCGUUGGCACAGUCUGUAUGAUGCAUGUGGCCCCUGCGACGCACGGUCAGCUGGCCGGGCACGCAGAGGUCGCCCAAAGCUGGGCCCAGACGGCUUACAACGACCACCUGGCUGGGCACGUGGAUGCUGCCCACAACUGGGCCAAGACGGCUUACAAUGACCACCUGGCUGGGCACGUGGAUGCUGCCCACAACUGGGGCAAGACGGCUUACAAUGACCACCUGGCUGGGCAUGUGGGCGCCGCCCAGGGAUGGGCAAGCCAAGCCUACUCGGACCAUUUGCAACACCACGUGGAGUCGGUUGCAGAUCACCUCACUGGCAGGCAGUACGACCAGAUCCUUCACCCUUAUGACUGCACGUCGAAUGACAGGUCCGUUUGGUCGAACGCCCAUCAGGUAUGGUGCUGCGAGCACAAAGAAGUUGGGUGCACAACCACGGCAGCCCCGGAGCCGCCACAAAAGUAUAUGUGGAUGUCAUUCCCUCAGAAGCCGCCCAAGUACGAUUGCGCAGCUGGCAUCGAGAACUGGCAGAAAGGUUGGUCAGAGAGAAAGAUGACGUGGUGCUGCAGCGAGAAGGGCAUUGGUUGCAAGGAUGCCCUCAGCAAGCCCUUCGACUGCCAGGAUGUCCAUGAUGCGCAUGGCUGGACUAUGCGUAAAAAGCUUUGGUGCUGCUUGGAGGAAGAGCGUGGCUGUCCUAAAGAGCAGGCACCAGAACGCUUCAACUGCGAUGAGGGCUUGAGCAACUGGCAGGAGGGCUGGUCUGCGGCAAAGCAGGCCUGGUGCUGCGCCAACCACAAGCGCGGCUGCCCUGGGAGCGAAACCUUUGACUGCCAAGAAGGUAUCGAGCACUGGCAGCGCUGGACGGACCCAAAGAAGGCCUUUUGCUGCAAGACGUAUGCCCUGGCUUGCCCCUUGGACAAGCCUGAGCCGGCCGCCUACGACUGCGACGCUGGGUACGCAAACUGGCGCAGUGGCUGGUCUGAUGAGAAGAAGGCUUGGUGUUGCAACAAGCAGUCUUUGGGCUGCUACGAUUGCCAGGAGGCGACGGAAGCCUGGUCCUUCGAGCAGAGAUCUUGGUGCUGCUGGCAUCACCAAAGGGGCUGCGAAUCGCAGGCUGCGGCCCACACUGGGCCCUGGGUACAAGUUCGUGAAGAGACCCAUACGGCGCUCUCGAUGCCCUUUGACUGUGACGCAGGAUUCGCCAACUGGCAGGCUGGCUGGUCAGAAGGAAAGAAGAUGUGGUGCUGCCGCAAGCACAACAAAGCAUGUGGCGAUGUCGUGCAAGCUGGACGCGAAACCAUUGAAUGAUGGAAUUGUUUGUGAAUCUGAUGCAGGGUGUUUUGGGGGGGGGGCAGGGCGGGCACAUAAUUCCAAAGGAAUGCAAGGUAGAUGUGUCACCUUCACGCAAUCCCAAAAUUGGGACGGCAUUGCCCACGAACGUGGGACAGAUGAGAGCAC